Macrobrachium nipponense is the source of this 3807-nucleotide messenger RNA. RefSeq lists its product as uncharacterized. The transcript is spliced from 7 exons. The record is from RefSeq and is a predicted model, not a curated record. Lineage: Eukaryota; Metazoa; Arthropoda; Malacostraca; Decapoda; Palaemonidae. Bases 121 to 1398 code for a protein of 425 amino acids.
UUGCGGGACGUGCUGGGCGCCGUUUCUCUCUGAACUUUAAGAAAAAAAUUCCGCAAAGAUCGGGACUGGUUUACAAAGCGUUGAAAUUUUCUUCUAGAUUUUGUGACGUCAUCCACGAGAAUGCUUCUUUCCCUGCUCCCAUUAACUGUUGCUGCAUUGCUAUCGCCUGCUACUUCUGAUCAUUCAGACUACCCUGUAAGGACGACGACUAACUGGAACGUAACAAGUUUCAACCUUCCCGAUAAGGACAAAGUAGUCCUUGCAGCGAAGCGCAACCACUCCGGAACAACUUUUCGUGUCAGGGUGUUUCAUGAUGGAGAUGAUGUUUAUAAUGCAACAUGUAGUAUGGCAAUUAGUAGAUGGGAUGCUGUCAUCAUAUCAAGAGAGUGGAUUGCGCAGCCGAACUACUCUGAUAAAUGCAAAGGUGCUAACUUUCCUGAAACUCCGCAGAAGCCAAAAGGUCGCAACCUUCUUGUAACGAGCGAUGCCCCAAUGGACUGGCAGUUAUUUUCACUGCCCAUCAAUAAUAGUGAGAUCAGACGAACAUCUGGCGGGAGUGCUGUUUCUUUCGAUCUUCCAGCGAGAGAAGCCGUCUUCAUUCUGUAUCACCCGGAAGACAGAACCAAGUCACAUUUUGAAUUAUCUCUCUCCGUGAAUAAUGAGCUCAUUUACCUGCUCAAUUUCACCAGGAGACCCAAUUAUGAAUGGAAUACCGUUGCUAUAUAUGAAGAUUGGAUUAAUCCAAGACUCUCUAGUAUUCCUAAGUUCACCAUUCCCAUGGAAUCAAGAUCAUUACAAGGAAGGCGCAUCAAUGUGUCUAGUGAGGUUCCAAUCCAGUGGCAAAUGUUUUAUCUGCCACUAGAACCAGAAAACGAAGUCGGGAGCACAGCAGAAGGAGAAAUGGAAGAUUGUGCCUUUUUCUGUGUACUGACCAUCGUCACCAGCUGUCUGUACGUGCUGACGUUAAUUGCUGCAGCCCUGUACAUUUAUCACCUGAAGGCAUCGGCUACACGCUCUCAGGGUACAGACACUCAAGAGAGUCAGUCGGAAAUAGAACGAAAGAAAUCUGGAAAUUAUGAGGAACCCAUUGACGAAAACGCUGGAAAUAAUGAAGAUCCUGCAAACACGAAUGCUGGACAUUAUAUGGAGCACAUGCACAAAAGACAUGGAAACUUUCAGGAACCAGACUUCACGAACGGAGAAGACGAAGAAGAACACAUUUAUGAAGAAGUCGACACCAUGCAAGGACAGUAUUCCGCUAGCAUUGAACACCAGAUCUGCUACACACGUGCACCAAAGAUCACGCAGGUUGGACGAGGCCACCAGCGUACUGAAGUUGAUACAUUCGGAUACAUGAUUCCUGCGCACAAACCAGGCAACAGAGACCAACGCUUUUAAAACUAUGAUUUAGGGUGUCAUCAAUUUCCUUAAGACAAGCUGACUGAGAUGAAUUGAACUGAACUGAAUAUAAAAUUUACACCAAAGACCAAGCACUGAGACCAAUGAGGUCAUUAAAUGGGACAGACUGAUGUUAGCAAAUUGCAUUCUACUUUAUUUAGAUGGAAGAGAUUAUCAACAGAACUUUCCCACUAAACUUAGGGAGACUGUGACACUAACUGAACUUUCCCACGAAAGUAAACGAGGCUGUUUAUUAUUAACGGAAUUCAGAACCUAAAGGUUAUGCAAGUCCGAAGCAAUCAUAUAGGAGUUCGAAUAAUCAUAACAUUUCUCAAGCAGUGUAUAAACUCUAAUGAAAUGAAUAAUAAUAAAAAUAAUAAUAAUAAAUUAUUUCAUUGGUAAUGUCUAUUUCAACAUAAAAAAUGAACAUUAAUAAUAGGGCUUCCCAAAAUGUUUGAGUUAUGUAUUGUAAGUCCCUAAGGCUUACAUUCGUCUUUUUGCAGUUUUCCAAUAUGGUCUCCACUAUAAGAUAUUUUGUUAAAAACAAAGUAUUUUUUGUUCCAUAAUGGAAUAGCUUUAAUUUUCUUGCAGACUCAUUCCCUUGCAAGUAGAGGUUUGGUAAAAUAAAAAAUGCGUGAAUGAAUUUUGCAAGAACAUAUAAGUGACUUUCUCAGAGAGCAAUUAUCCAUUUUUUGCCGCUCUAUAAUUUCAAGGUACCAUUAUCUGAUGCUUCAAUUGUAAUCAUGUCUGUAAUAAGUUUCAAUAGGCUGUAUCUUCUAAUCGUGAUCUCUUUCAAUUUGGUGUCUUUAGAUUUAUUCACGCUUUUUUAAUGCAAUAUUUUAUGCGAUUAAUGCUCAAAUUUGAAGCUCUUAAAUUUAUAGUCUUACAUUUGGGGUUCAAAGAGUUACCGAUCUUUUCUAUACUCUAGGACUAUAUGACGAUUCCCACAACUUUGGAGGAUCAAACAAUACAUUAGUUAUGUGAGGUUGCAUUAAUGUUAUAUUAAUAUCAAAAGGUAUGAGAACUUGGCAGUGCCAAAUUCAUGUUCACUCCCAGUUAAGGCUGCAUAUUAGCUGUCAUUUAACAUUUUUAAGUUGCUUUACCAACCACUGUUAUUAUAUAAUAGAUAUCUAACGUAUUUACUAAAAAAAAUAACCAUUAUUUUUAAGCCAAAAUAUAUAAUAAUAAUAAUAGUAAUUUAGAUUUAACUAUUGUUAUUACUCCCCAAAAAUUGUUUAUUUCCAACGCACGUGUGAUUAUGUGCUGAUUUACAAUAUUACUGUUAUUAUUAUUAUUUUUGUAACCUACUAUAAUUAAUUAUACUGAUAUGUAUGUUUAUUACUACUGUUACUAAAAAAUACUCACAAUAUUCAAAAAUACGAAAAAAACCAGUGUACAGUUUUGUAAAUACAAGAAUUCAUUCAAAAAGUGAAUAUACUGAACUCUCGAGGCUGCACGAUUCUCCCUCACAAUCUAGAAUCUUAGAAGAAAAACUACUGGCGAAGUAAAAACAAAAACACGCGAUGCGGUUUACGAAAAUCGAAACCGGACGGUCGCAUGAACAAAGACUUCCUUUUUUGUAAACAACUUCGCUUGUGGCUUUGUUUUUACUCUUGGUGGAUUUUCCUCUUAUUCAGAUUGUAAAGAAGAAUCCUACAGAUUCUCGAAAGCUCUGUGUGUCUAUUCACUUUCAAAUAUAGACGUAGUUACAUAAUUGUUUUUUUUUUUUUUCAUUUUAAACUCAUGGGUAUCAUGAAUAUUAUAUUUUAAUAUAUUAGUAAGAAUUGAAAGUAUCUGUUACUUUCACUUUUUAAAUGUAUUUGAAGUUACACAACUGUGAAUUUGUAUUCUCCGCUACUUUUAUUAUUUCCACUAUUAAUAUUACUACUAUCACCCGCGUUAAGGCCAUUAUCAUUGUUGCUGUUAUGUAAAUGUGUAUUAUAGUUAUUAUGAUUAAGUUCAGACGUACAUCUUUUGGAAGGGUUAUCGACCUUUUUUAACUGAACGAAAAUGUGAAUUAUUUUUAUUGGCUAUAACUCGUAUUAAUGGCAAGGGGUGUUUCACUAUACGUAUUACUGAACCCUUUUGGGCACUUUGUGUAUGUAUCGUCUACUGAUGCUGCGCCUCUCCCAGGAUGAGAGAGAGUUUGUUUAGCGGAUACCGAAUCAGCAGUGCAAAGAUAAGGAAUACAGCUCACCUCCCACUCUAGAGACCGGUUUCUAAACUGUUCCAGGGAGGCAACAAAUGAAGUUAAGGUCUGGAAGAAUCUGAAGGGUGAGAAUCCUUCCCACAAGCUUCCGGUUACACAUUGAAUCUUAGUAAGUAUAAGUACUGCACAGGAUCUCACUGGUUUCCUUCGUUGAUGCCGUUAGUGUUUUUGUUAUUCUGAUUUAUAUUAUGAUGGUCAUU